AGAAUGAGAUAACAAGUAAAUUAAACCAAGAUUAAAAUUAAUCUACGUUGGUAGAAAUAAACCUAAGUAAGAUGCACCGUAGAUUUAUUAAGCUUUGUACACACGUGAUACGUAAACGAGCUUUCGGGUGUUCCUGGCUUAACACUUGGCAAUCGAGAGUAUUCGAGUGGUUCCUCUUGGAAAAACUUUGGCAGAUAGGAAAAUAUAAUUCUUGGACGUAAUCGACGUAUUCUGAUUCGGAAAUCCAACAGGGAUUUCUCAAGAAGAAGAAGAAAACGUAUUCUGACGCGGUGACAGGGGCUUCUUGUGAAAGAAUGUCGCAUCAAACAGGAAUCAAAGCUAAUGAUGCAUUGAAAAAAUUGUUUGCGAAAUGCCGUGACGGAAAAAUACGAGUACUAAAGAUUUCGAUAGAGAAUGAGGAAUUGACUCCAGCAACUAGUUUGAAGCCAAUUAACAAAUGGCAAGAUGAUUAUGAUAAAAUGAUCAAACCACUGAUUGUGGAGAAUCAGCCAGCAUAUAUCCUUUAUAGAUUGGACACAAAAUCAUCAGAUUCUGGCUACGAUUGGUUAUUUAUAUCCUGGUCUCCCGAUACAGCACCAGUGCGACAGAAAAUGCUUUACGCUUCUACUAAGGCUACACUGAAGCAGGAAUUUGGUACAGCAUCAAUAAAAGAAGAAUUACAUGGGACUGUUCCAGAAGAUAUUACAUUAGAUGGCUAUUACAAGCACAAGAGAAAUGAUACAGCACCUGUACCCUUGACAACAGCAGAGGAAGAAUUAGCUGAAUUGAAAAAGACUACUGCGACUACUGACUAUAGCAUUGAAACGAGACAUCAGACAUUGAGUGGCGUGGCUUUCCCAGUAACAGAUGAAGCUAAGCAAGCCAUUACCGAAUUGGGUAAAGGAAUUCAUGAAUACAUCCAAUUGAAAAUUGAAUUGGAAGAAGAAAAGAUACAUUUAGUCACAGCUUGCGAUGUUUCAUUGGAUAAAUUACCUACUAAAGUUCCAUCUGAUGCUGCUAGAUAUCAUCUUUAUAAUUUCAAACAUACUCAUGAAGGUGAUUACACAGAAAGCAUAGUUUUUAUAUAUAGCAUGCCAGGAUAUAGUUGCAGUAUUAAAGAAAGAAUGUUAUAUUCCUCGUGUAAAGCACCUCUACUUGACCUAAUCCAUUCUUUAGGAGUAACCAUAACAAAAAAGCUUGAAAUAGCUGCUGGAGAGGAACUUACCGAAGAAUUUUUUCAAGAGGAGUUACAUCCAAAAAUCAGUUUACAUCAGCCGAAAUUCGCUAAACCCAAAGGCCCACCAAACAGAGGUGCUAAGCGUAUAACCAAGAUUCAAGAGUUAGCAUCUUCCAGACAAGAAAAUUAAAAAAAAAAAAACAUUACGAGGUCACGAAUAACGUCAAAAUAAAACCAAGGCGGGGGAGUAACUUUUCAAUAUAUUUUUGUGCACUUUUAUUACGAAAUAUACAUGAAUCUUAUCUUUCAUUUUAAUUAUGAAAAAGAGAUUAAUUAAAGAUAUUUAUUUGGCCUAUUCUGUAAAUAUACACAUAUAUACUUGAAGUAAUUAUUUAUUUUGUUUGAUUGUUAGAUAUAAAAGAUUCAUAUCAAA
This is a messenger RNA of Monomorium pharaonis (pharaoh ant), 1610 nucleotides long. RefSeq names its product twinfilin-like. The transcript has 6 exons. NCBI's taxonomy places the organism in Eukaryota, Metazoa, Arthropoda, Insecta, Hymenoptera, Formicidae. Gene Ontology annotation, molecular function: actin monomer binding; actin filament binding. Gene Ontology annotation, cellular component: cytoplasm; actin filament; myofibril. The record is from RefSeq and is a predicted model, not a curated record. Gene Ontology annotation, biological process: barbed-end actin filament capping; positive regulation of neuron projection development; actin filament depolymerization. Bases 315 to 1367 code for a protein of 350 amino acids.